Molecule: messenger RNA, 306 nt
Organism: Cylicostephanus goldi
Lineage: Eukaryota; Metazoa; Nematoda; Chromadorea; Rhabditida; Strongylidae
Source: the annotation of a GenBank genome assembly
AUGCAGAAAGGUUACGAACAUAAGGACAUAGAUACAGAUGGAGGAUGUCAAGAAGGAGGAGGAGUCAGAGGAGUUUCUGAAUAUGGCAAAGAUGAUGUCAGCCAGCAAUCCCAUUCUGAUAAAUCCCAAUCCCAUCCGUCUGACUCUGCUGCAGGACCCGAGAAAUAUAUCGAGAAACGACAGGACGAGAUUGAGGACACAAAUGCUGAUGAAGAAGAAAGAAAACACAGGGAGCAGAUCAAUAAAGUGAAUAAAGUUGACGAAAGGACUGGAGACACAUCCGAAGCUAUCAAACCGAUUCAGUAA